Messenger RNA from Glarea lozoyensis ATCC 20868, 1086 nucleotides. RefSeq lists its product as uncharacterized. The transcript is spliced from 4 exons. Gene Ontology annotation, molecular function: metallopeptidase activity. Bases 1 to 1086 code for a protein of 361 amino acids. NCBI's taxonomy places the organism in Eukaryota, Fungi, Ascomycota, Leotiomycetes, Helotiales, Helotiaceae. The record is from RefSeq and is a predicted model, not a curated record.
AUGCGCUAUUUAGUUCUGCUACUCGCUCUGAGCUUUUCAGUGCGAGCAGAUGACCCACCUCUAUUAGGCCCUCCUCUGGGACUCCAAGACGUUUUUGAAAUCUCUAGCGACCCGAACUUAGGUGGAUGCAGCGCAGACCAAGUGAGAGCACUGGAAGUAGCUUAUGCUGAGUGUAUUGCAAUGGCAACUCGAAUAGACGACGCUUCUACCACUAUACGAUUCGGGCUUGAGUCGCCUGCUACUGGAAGCAUUUUUGAUUCAUUGUUCAAUAUUGCAAGUACACAACGACGGCAACAACGAAAUGAUCCAGCUAUAAUCGCAGAUCAGACAUUAGGUCUAACGGGGAUAACGAAAAUGAUGAGAGCGAUACGUAACCAUGCCGCUAGAGCGGUGAGAUUUAACACACCAGGAAAUCCAAUAACAGAUAAGACAAGGUUGCAUUGCAGCCCAUCGUAUCUUACAUUCCAGACACACAUCGCUUUCCCUGACGGCACAAUUGCACCAUUGAUGAGUUCCACGUGGAACGAGCUGGGAAUGCUGCGUAGUUUGGUUACUGGUACUGUGGCCGAGCUGCAACGAGCCCCAAGCCAACCCGAUGCCCAAUUUCCCAUAGAUCUGGCCAGCUGUGGCAAGGUAGGGUUCGCCUUCACUUCUCUAAUCGACAAUUCGAUAACAAUAUGCCCCUUGGUUUGGGGAGGCACUUUCAACACGAAUCAGAACUCAUACAAUUUCGGACUUGGUCUUCCGACACGAGUCGAUGAUGUCGCCAUCACGGAUGAUAUUUCUUUCCUGGACAACUUGCGCUCUCUUUCGGUUACGCUCUUGCACGAGCUAUGCCACCUCGUUGCCCGAAGCGAAAUCGACCACCCCACUAUACCCGGACCGAUGAUCGAAACCGCAGACGAAGCCCACGGAUUUUCCGAUAUCCAUUCGGUAGCAACCGAUCCUCGCGAAGAAGGUGGCGUGGACGUGGCUCUCGCACACCCAGACAGUUACGCGCUGUUAGGUGCGGCUUUACAGCGUAACGAAUUUGACUGGAGAGACGGAUUCGCUCGACGUCCACAGUUUUGGCAGCGGCGACGAUAG